ACUUGCGCGAGGGCGGAACGGCUGUCAAAACAACCUGUCAGCUUCCUCCGGGUUGUUUGAGCACUUUUGAAGGCAGCGGCAGCAGCACUGCUCGGUCCUGACUCUUUUAGUCCCUUAAGAAGCUACUAGUCCAAUUAGCUCAGAGGGGGGGAGGGAAUCCACGCAGUUAAACUCUCCGCUCCCGGAGACUCGGCGAUGAGUAUGAGCCCUGCCGAGGUGUAUGAUGACGACCUGAGCCGACUGCCCGCCAUCAGCAGCAACAGAGUUGGACCGCGAGCGGCGCUCACAUACUGAGAUGAUGGUGGCGUACUUCCAACCACAGCUGAUAUAAACUUAGGUUUUUGGCUCGCACGGUAAGCCUGUUUAAGCUCCAACAGAGGCGCUACCGACGGGUCGGAAGUUUUUCCCCACCGGGACGGUUUGUGAAAGUGGUCGGUUAAACAUGGACACGUUCACCAACGUGCUGCUCGUCACCGCAAACGUCGGCUCGCUCUUCAACAAUGUGGAUGAAAUCCAAAAUGGAUGGUUAGAAGAACUGUAUAAGACAAUCCGGAAGUACAAGCCGCAGUUCAUCGCCCUGCACUUCCAGGAGGUGGGAGGAAAGGACUACAUGGUCAACAUGGACAAGGCAGAAAACUUCUUUUGUAACAUAGAGUCCAGUGAGGAAAUGAAGGAGUUUGACAGGACCUGCAUUUAUGUGGACACCCAGUUCCAAGCGGAAGACAGCUUUACGGCUUUGGGCAGCAUGUACUUCAUCCACAAGACACUGAAAAAUAUCUAUCAUUAUGACUUUAAUGUUAAGGAUUUUAAAGCCGUGGUGGGACAGACCAAGUACGUGGGCUCACUGGACGGCGUCGCCACCGUGGAGAAAGAAAAAUUCCCGAAGAAUUUCUGGCCCGAUUUCAAGUGGUCCAGGAAGGGCUACAUGAGGACCCGCUGGAUCAUACACAACCAGGGCCUCGACCUGGUCAACAUCCACCUGUUCCACGAUGCCUCAAACCUUAUUGCCCUCAACUCCAGUCCCUCCAUUUAUUCAGCCAACCGCAAGAACGCUCUCAAAUACGUCAUCAGCAGGUUAUCAGACAGCCGCUACGCUGCUAUGCCCUUCUUCCUGUUUGGAGAUUUUAACUUCCGUUUGGACACACGUACAUUAGUCCAGUGCCUGACCAUCGAAGCAGAUGUUGUAAAAGACGUGAAAGACAGCAAUUACGAAGUGGAGAGAAUCACAUUUGAAGAAAGAGACAACGACCACCAGAUGCUGCUGCAGAUCGAGGAGAAGCUGUUUGAGUACGUGCACCAGACGGUUUUCCGAGAGGACAACGGCAGAGCACUUUUGAAGUACGACAAAGAGGUCAUGCCCUUUCUUGAUGCUGUCAGGGAAGAGGACAUCACAUUUCCACCCAGCUACCCCUACAGUGAGGACCACCAUAAGCCGAGGCAGUACAUGAACACGCGCUGUCCCGCCUGGUGUGACCGCAUCCUCAUGUCGCCCACUGCCAACGAUUUCAUCAGCAGGAGAGAUUAUGACGGGGAGGGUGUUGUUUACAACACAAUUGGUCCUAAUGUCUGCAUGGGAGACCAUAAGCCCGUAUUCCUGUCCUUCUCGCUGAAGACGAAUAACCAUUGACUCCGAUCCUUCUCAAUGGUGUUCAGCUGCACCCACCACAACUCGGCCACCCUGGAUGCCAGCAUUAUUCUCUUCCACAGGCAGGACUCAUGAAACCACCUGCUUUCUCCAUGCCGAUUUUACUCGGCGUGGAGUUCCUGCUUGCAGCCAUGUGGGCAGAUCCUUUAAUCCUUACUAGUUCUCAACAUUUUAAUGUAAACCCUCAUUAUUGUUGUAAAACAGUUUCAAAAACAUUGUGUAUAUAUAUUUUAACAGUAUGAGCAAGACUGACUUUUUUUUUUUUUUUUUUUUUUGUUUCAACAUUCUCGUAACCCUCGUGCACGGGAAUCUGUCGACUUCAAAACAGAUUGUAUCUUAUCAAGAACUGAAUGUCAGCCCUGUAGAUUAGAUGCGUCGGCUGCCACGCUCUGUAUACUUUAGGCACUUGUUUUCCGCCACUGUGGCAUUUUUAAAAACAGGAGCGCUGCUUCUUGGUUUAGCUUCCUAUCGUCAUGUUUUCACCGAUGUUCUCAGAUCUACCUUUAAAAAAGGCUUUGGAAUUGAAGUUUGACAUUAUCGAGACAUACCACUAGACGGGCCGAAGGCUCUUUGAAAUUUUACGGCAGCAGCAAAAAUAUCUAGAAGUCUUUAUCUGCUAUAAAAGAAAUGAUAUUGUCACGAAAAAAUAUUUGCCCCCUUUGAGAUUUCUGUUGUUUUUUUUUUAGUUGACUGACAUAAUUAAGAUUUCACAAAAAUGUUGUUUUCUCAACAACAAGUUGGUUUUAAGUGAAGUUAUCACCUAGAAAUUAAAUUUUGUAGGACCCUGGGUUAUCUUAAAGUUUGUUUCAGUGAUGACGAUGACAGGCUUUCUAUGUACUUACUGUACAUAAUACCAAGUGCUUUAUCUCCCAAAACAUCUCAGCUGUUCUCAGUCUGUCCGUUCAUUGUUACUUCUGUGCCGCACAGCAUUCCUCCACUGGAACGUCUCUUCUCACGCUUUUUCAAUUGUAUCUUCUUUCACUGCCAAAAGCAAAAGUCACAGUGCUGUCCUCUUAUGUUUACUUAAGACUGAAAUACGGAAUAUGGUUUCUGUUUUACUCCCUGACUUAAUUGAAACCUCGCAGAAUGCUGUGUGUGUGUGUCGCCACACACAACACGUUCACACACUUAUAAAGCGUGAGGCACUGUUUAAGUUUUCUUUCUUCAUGAGUGAUUUUUAUGAUGCACGUUGUUAAACUGUAACUCCAGUGCAAUAAUAGAUAUGUUUAAUGUGUAUGGUAUCGGCUCAUGUUUUAACCUGGUUUUAAUGGUAGUACCUGCUUCUUACUGUGUUUUGCUUAUUUUUGUGGUAAGUGAUGAGGGACCUGUACACUCUUAUUUAUUCCAAAUAUUAGCAGAAGUGACAUUUUGGAUGUCUUGUUUGUACAGUUGGCCUGUUGCUUCACCCAUAGCAAGACACAGUGAUGAUCAAGUCUCCAUUGUCUGAACCAGUGUGUGAUAUAAUGUAAUGUUGUGACAGGAGUGGAGUUGGUUGGAAGGACCAGUAUUACCUUUAGUUAACUCUAGUCAGACACUACAUGUUUUACUUUGUCUUUUGGAAAUAAAGCAUGCAAUGCAAAGUGGUUCUGUUA
This is a messenger RNA of Poecilia reticulata (guppy), 3237 nucleotides long. RefSeq names its product inositol polyphosphate-5-phosphatase L (gene inpp5l). Gene Ontology annotation, molecular function: inositol-polyphosphate 5-phosphatase activity. NCBI's taxonomy places the organism in Eukaryota, Metazoa, Chordata, Actinopteri, Cyprinodontiformes, Poeciliidae. Gene Ontology annotation, biological process: phosphatidylinositol dephosphorylation. The record is from RefSeq and is a predicted model, not a curated record.